This is a messenger RNA of Sycon ciliatum, 10706 nucleotides long. RefSeq names its product leucine-rich repeat serine/threonine-protein kinase 1-like. The coding region runs from base 364 to 9840 and encodes 3158 amino acids. The record is from RefSeq and is a predicted model, not a curated record. Lineage: Eukaryota; Metazoa; Porifera; Calcarea; Leucosolenida; Sycettidae. Gene Ontology annotation, biological process: protein phosphorylation. Gene Ontology annotation, molecular function: protein binding; ATP binding; protein kinase activity. The transcript is spliced from 44 exons.
CGAGUGGUGAUCAUUUUUAUGUACUUUGAACCGGUGGAAUUUCGUAUUUUUGAAAGCCAUUCCAUCCCUUCUAUUUUUCUUCUCUUCGCUCCCGCAACGUCCGAUGUAGCUUUCAGGCAGCGAGAGAGAAAGGCCAGCUCAUGACUCUUGAGUGUAUCCUGUUGUUGUUUGUGCCACCGAGACGACAGCCAGCGCAUAGUGAACAACAAAAGGAUAUCUAGCGCGCAAGGAGACAGACAGCACGUGGCACAUUAUCUUCGUUGAUUAGCUGCAUGCACCGCGCGACCUGUAAAAAUGAAUUCAAUGUGGAGUUGGUCUUCAUAAUUAUAAUUAUUAUUAGCUACUUGACGGGAGUGAGGCAGAAUGUCGCUGCCGACCGAUGGAUCAUCAUCGACUCGCGCCCGCGACGAUCUCACUCGUCGUGUUCACAACGCGGCUUCCAGCCGACUGGGAACGGGCGACCUGAAGCGCCUGCUGUCGGAGCGUCCGGAAUGUGUGCACUUCAACGAUGCGACCAAGCACAAUCGUGCCCCGAUCCACUCGGCCAUUGCGCACAACCAGGACGAAUGCCUGGAGAUUCUUCUCCAACACGGUGCCAACCCCAAUCAUGUCAUGUCAAGAUUUGAUCAUCUUUGGCAACCGCUUCACUUGGCGGCCAGCUUGGGUAACAUUCGCUGCAUUGUGGUGUUGCUGCGCUAUGGUGCGGACAUAUUCGGCAAGGAUGAGUCAGGAUACACGCCUCUUGAGAAGGCCAGUCGCAAUCGACACCGAGCAUGCGCUCAGCUUCUCAGGGAGGAAGAAAUUGCUCACAAGAGUCGCCAUCAGACCAACCAGAAAAGGAUCGCCACCGCAAUGCAAGACGCGGCGUCUGAAGGAGACCUGGAGAGGCUACGCCUGCUGAUCACCCAGUACGAGGGCAAGUGGAAGGAGAGAUUCCCCGAUGGUAAAACCUUACUACACAGAGCUUCUGAAGCUGGUCAUGUUCGCACGGUGGUUAUGUUACUGGACGAGCACAAAACACCCGGCUUCCCGUGCGAGCGACCACCAAACAAGACGCCACUUCACGCAGCCUGCGAGAAUGGCCAUGCGGGCGUUGUGUUGUGGCUGAUGCGUGCUUUCACUGAGAUGCUGCUGAAGCCAACGACGGAUACGAACAGUACGCCUCUGCAGCUAGCCUUGGUGCACAGUCACUCGUCCGCGGCCAUCACGGUUCUGAAGGAGUCCGUACGCGGCAAAGAGGCCACGAUAAGAAACCUGCUGUUGUUCGCUGACUUCGAAGGACGAAUCCCGUUUCACAUUGCGGUGCAGACACGCAAUCUACGCCUCGCCAUCAUCAUCUACGGGCACAAGAAGCAUGAGGAUGAUGAUGAUGAUGCGGUCGCGGACAUUAUCAGUAACGCGUGUGGCUCCGAGGUUCUGCAGCAGCAGUUGCACACGCGACGUCAGGGUGGCUUCCAGCCGAUACACGAUGCCUGUGCCAGCGGUUGUCAGCACCUGGUCCAGUGGCUGUGUGACCAGGGAGCGAAGGUGAAUGCAGCUGUUGGUAGCGAUGCCAAUGCAGUGACGCCACUUCAGAUCGCUACCCGGAAUGGUGAUGCGGCAAUGGUCAACCUGUUGCUGAGCUGCAAGGCGGUCGAUGAUGGUGGGAGAGCUCUGGCUGACGCUAUCAGAAGCAAUCGGGCAGACUUGGUUGAUGUUUUGCUAGGGCAACGUCUUGAGGAGGAUACGUCUGAAGUGCAUCGACUCAGCGACCUGAACAACAAAGCCGGUGGCUCGAAGCUGUCGCACCAGCAGCUGACCGGCUUGCCACUGGCGCUGUGUUGGGCAGAGCAGAACGUAGAGGACCUGCAUGUUGACUGGCUGCAACGGGUCGCCGAUGGUUUCGCCAAGCCCCUAUCCGACUAUGCCAAGCAGCUGUUUACACGGCCAGCAUUCCACUACGUUUCUACGCUUGAACUAUCGGGAAACAAACUGGCGUCGAUUCCCAGCCAGUUGUUUGAAAUGCCACUGCUGCGCACCCUGGACUGCUCCAACAACAAGCUGUCGUCGCUGCCGCGGGAGUCGCCGACGGUGGACGCGUCCAAGCUCUUCAAGGUGAGCCUGAAAGGCAAUCAACUGGCGGAGGUGCCGGCCUACCUGUUUGCGCUCCGCUCGCUUGAGAUCCUGGACGUCAGCCACAACCUGCUGGUCAGUCUGCCGCCGGAGAUGUGGUAUGCACCGUCGCUACGGCAACUCUACGCCGGGACCAAUCAGCUCGUGGCGUUGCCGGUGGAGUCGCGCUCCAAGUGCCGUCGCCUGUUCGGCCGCUCGCACGCCAGCGACAGCGACAGCGGUGGUUACACGGGCACCACAUCCGGGCAGUCCCUCAACCGCAGCAUGUCACCGGUGGCGGAGAGUGGAGAUGGCGAUGAUGCUCAGGCGCCGAAAGCUCCCGUGAUCAACGUGUACAGCUCGGUGCAGAAGCCGCUCACGAAUCACUUCUCGGCGUCCAGCAGCGGCUUUGGCAGCAUGGAUCAGCAGCAGCGCGGCUCCGACAACCCAUCCUCUGCCAGCGGCCAGAGUAGCUCCUCGGAGCCGGAGCAGCCACCGACACAACAGCGCUUCUCUCUGUCGGCCGAUCACCGCAUGCGUCGGACAAUCGGCUCCUUCACUGCCAAGCUGCUGGAGAGUAGCGACGAAGAUGGAGACGAUGAGGACAACGAUCAUGGUGUAGCAGGCAGCGUAUCGCGCAUGCAAUCCAUACGACUGCUCGAAGUGCAGCACAACCAGCUGAUGGCCUUACCGUCGGAGCUGCCGUGCCUGGCGCCGGAGCUUACCAAGCUGAACGCCUCGCACAAUCAGAUCAAGGACGUCGGCUUUCCCCGCGCCUUUCCCCCCAGCCUGAAGGGCCUGGACCUGUCGCACAAUCACCUCCGAUGUGUCGUGGCAACACACGACGUUUCGCCACACCAGUGCUGCCGGCUAAGUCGCAGUCGCAGUGCCGGGCCCAAGACGUCCAUGGGCAUCAAGACGAGCGAGGCGGCUUCGUCCCCAACGCACUCGCAGUGCUCGCACCGCAAGCACAACUCCUUGCAAAAGCUGAGCUCCAUCGUGCUUCACCAUAAUUUGCUCACCAAUUUCAAUAUCCUGUUCCCGGAGGCCGAGGAGAGAUCAUUCCUGAUGGUGGACAGCACGACACGACAGACCCCAGUUCAUUCAGGAUCGGGAGGGGGAGGCGCAUCGUCAGGUGAGGCGGCCGUUGUCCGCGGUAAAUUGACGCAGGAAGAAGCAGAAGAAGUCUCGUCGCCAGCCCUCAGUCACCUGGACCUUAGCCACAACAUGCUGCGUGACGUUCCGGUUUGCUUGUCCAAGCUGGCGUCAACACUCUCCAUGCUCAACUUCUCUCACAACACCGAGAUCAUCCGUCUGCCAGACCGGCUGGGUUUGCUGACGGAGCUCUACACGCUGGGUAUGGACGGGCUCAACAUUGUCGACCCGGCACCGGAUUUCCUGGCUGGCAAGAAGGUGUCCGAGAUCAUCACCUUUCUCAAGGGAAGACUUCGAAACGCUGCUCCGUACCGCCGUCUCAAGCUGAUGAUGGUGGGUCUGGAGGAACGCGGCAAGACGACGUUGCUGCGCACGCUCAAAGGCAACAGGCCGCUCAAUGCAGAGAUGCAGGAGGAGAUUUCACGCAGCGUCUGGGUGCGAGACACAGAAGGCGCAGCGGCCAAGCCAACGGGUAAAACACCAAGCAAUAUAUCUACGGUCGGCGUGUCACUGGGAGCAUGGCAGUACGCGCCACCAACCGGUUUAUUCAGCUCCAAGGUAGCGGAGGAGAUCACGUUUAUGACCUGGGACUUUGGCGGACAGAAAGAGUACUAUGCCACGCAUCAGUAUUUCCUGUCCAAACGCGCCGUCUAUCUGCUGCUCUGGCGCAGUACGGAGCUCAGCGACGGCAUCAAGCAACUGCACAGCUGGCUGGUCAAUAUCCAGGCACGGGCCCCGGAUGCAGCUGUCAUCAUAGUCGGCACACACUACGACCGCCUGCAGGGCAGCCAGCGCAAGUGGCGCUACCUGGACGAGCUGCGCAAGGAGAUCACGGAGCGCUACGGACUGUACGACGGCACGCCGAGGAGUACGCGAGUAGGGUACCCGCGUAUCUACUCCAUUCACUUUGUCAACGCGCUGGCGGACGACGACAGCAUGAAGCAGCUCAGAAAGAACAUCUACGGUGUGGCAUCGAAACUGGAGGUCGGCGGAGACCCGAAGUUGCGUGGCGUGCAUCGCGGCCACCGUGCAUCCGUUCUCGACGACAAAGUACCCAGCAGCUACUUGAACCUCGGCAAGGGCAUCCGCGAGACUGCCCUGCGUCUCAAGCACUGCGGCAAGAUGCCCUGGAUGUCUGGCAAGGAGUUCAGGGAGAUGUUUCUCGAUGUUGACCAGGGAGAUUUCGACGAUAAAGAGGAGUUAGCUGCCGCGGUCAACUUUCUCCAUGACAACGGUGUGAUGUUGCACUAUGACGACCCGUCCCUGAACGACUUCUACUUCCUGGACCCGCAGUGGCUGUGCGACAUGCUGGCUCAUGUUGUGACCGUGGAUGCCGUUCACACCUUUGUCAAGAACGGCAUUUUGCAAGUCAAGAACUACGGGCAGAUCUUCAAGUCGAACAGCUUUCCCAACGACCACAUCGGUCAGUAUGAGAAGCUGCUUGCCAAGUUUGAGGUGGCACUGCGCAUCAACGAUGACGAGCUUCUUGUUCCUUCACUACUGCCCAAGAAGAAGUCUGACAGCUGUCUUGAUGUGGACAUGAAUAAGGCUGCUCUCUAUCAUCGCUACGUCACGAUGCCGUAUGUGCCGAGCGGCUUCUGGGCGCGCCUCAUCUCGCGAAUUCUAUCAGACAAGGACAUCGCCGACAUCAAAGACCGGAUUUGUCGCCUGAGAUUCACAUCCGACAGCCCGCUACCUGCCGAGCUGGAGUGGAGCUAUUGGUCAUCGGGAGUCCAGCUACAGUGCGCUGGCAGCCUGCUGCUGCUGCACAUAUCCGAAUGCGGCAACGUACAGGUACUGCCGGAGCUGUCCGAUCCCCGGACGACGGGCAACUCCUGUUUCUACGUCGACGGCCGUGCAGCCGUAGUCGAUGACAAGAAUAGGAAGCUUCAGUACUUCUGGAGGGACAGCCAGUGGGUCCUUCUAGACUGUGAUCACUCAGUGCAGGUAGCAGUGCUAAGAGCACAGCAUGAAGAUGCGGGUACACUGUGCAAGGAGACUGGCCAUAGCCUGGCUUCACUGUGCGCACUGCUCAUGUCCAAGACCAUCAGUCACAUCGAUACGCUGGUGGAGGAUUGGUUCUCCGGCGUCAUUAGCCAGUCCAUGAAGCUGGUUCCGUGUCACCAGUGCGUCUGCGAAGCUCCGGACAGCGAUGAGCCUGAGGUACUCCAGCUUCGCCGACUCAGGACCAAUAACGGCCAGGUUGGCAUUGCCAGCUGUCUGUUCCACUGGGACGAGCUGGUAUUUGCAACGCGUAACAAUGAUGGUGGUGCUGGUGCUGGUGCUGCUGCUGGUGCUGCUACUGGUGGCGAUGUACACUCACAAGACAAAGCACUGCAUGUCAUGUGUCUGCGUCACGGACCACAGCUCCUGGAGGUGAUGUCGCCGGACGUGGUGUUUGGAGAUCUGCCGCCGUGCAAGAUCAUAGCACCGAAGAACCUGCGCAAGAGAGACCGGCUUGGCGCUGGCGCGUUUGGUGCCGUGUAUCGCGGUACACUACGAACGGACGAGACUCCAGAUAGUCCAGCGGUGGAUGUUGCCAUCAAGUCACUCAUGUCGGAUACUAGCGAUGAUGAGCUGCUGAAGUCUAAAGCCGGGGAUCUCCGGCAAACAGACGGGGAGCAGCAGGCGGCGGCGGCCAAGAAGAACGCCAAGAUGCUGGACCCGUCGCAGAUCGCGCAGGCCUACACGAACACGCGCAAGGAGCUGGCCAUCAUGUGUUCGCUGCUGCAUCCGCACGUGGUGCCCUUCUACGGCGUGUGCCUGCGACCGCUCUGCUUCGUGCUGCAGCUGGCCAGGGGAGAGCUGAGCGGCGUGCUCAAGAACUACCGCGAGGCCAGCCGUAUGCUGAGCUUCUCCAGCGCCUGGGCAUCUGCACUGCAGAUUGCGUCUGGCCUGGAGUAUCUGCACAGCAUUGAUAUCGUGUACUGUGAUUUGAAAGCAGAGAAUGUGCUGGUGUUCGAGCACCCUACACCUCUGAACGAUGAACAGGGCACGUUUAGACCCGUACUCCGUGCUCUUCAGCCGGGCAAGAGUGCCGACUGGUAUAGGAACGACGUUGCCAAGCAACAGCUGAGCGCCGAAAGCGUGGCUGUGUGUGGUGUUCGAGUCAAGAUUGCCGAUUUCGGAAUCAGUCGUUCUACGACGUACGACGGUGCCCGUGGCUUUUGCGGCACGUUUGGUUACAUGGCUCCGGAGAUACUGCAGUAUCGCGGUAGAGAGACGUACACAGACAAGGUUGAUAUCUUCAGCUAUGCCAUGGUCUUGUACGAGCUCAUCACAUUGCAUGGACCGAUGAUAAACGCAAGUGAAGCGGAGAUCAAACGGAGCUAUCAUUAUGGGAUCCGUCCCAAGCUGAACCGAAAGCACCUGCAGUCUUCCAUCAUGCUGCGUGAACUCAUGCACUGGAGCUGGCAACAGCUACCGGAGAACCGUCCCAGCGCAAGCCAGGUCAUCACAGCACUGACCGACCCCCCGCACGCCCGUCUUCUGCACGGGUUCGUGCUGACCGAUGCGUUGCCGUUCACGGCAUGCACGUCUCGCCAAGCCACCGCCGGACCAGCUCUCCUUCGUUCUCCACCACCGGAAUUGGCGACUUCACACUUGUCAACCUUGCUGGAAGACGACUCCAAAGCGGACAGUCAGCCAGCGAGGAACAGCACUGGGACUGGUGAUCAAGCCGAUGUGCACCACCGCUCCACCUGUAAGACUUCUGUAGGCUUGUGUGCCGACAGCAACGGGACUGCUGCGUCCAAGUCUGCCAUGGGACCUGCUGCAGCGGCGGCGGAGGCAGCGGCAGCAAUGCGCUCGUCUGCCGAUCGCUUCCACCGCCAGCAGCAGCAGCAGCAGGGGAGGUGGCAGAACGGCGAGGCCACCGUGCCAGCGGCAGGAAUGGACACGUCUGAUUCCGAACUCUGGCUUUGUAGUGGUGACAAUCACACUGCCAAUGUCACCGUGCUCACCUACACAGGACACGGCUCCAAGUGGGAGGAUAUCCUUACCAUGAGCUGUUGUGUCUAUGCCAUCAUCUCCGUACGCGACAUAAUGUGGCUGGGCAUGCUGGACGGUAGCAUCAUGUUUGUGGACGCGGCCACACGCCAGCCGCUGGCUCGCGAGUGGCUGUGCCGCGAUCGCCCCGUGCUCAGCAUGCUACACGUGCCCGAGUACCAGAGAGUCUACGUAGCCUUGGGCAAUGGCAUUGUGAUUGCGUACCACGACCAGCCUCUGUUCCUGGCCAGUCUGCCCGCAUCGCCGGACGUUGGCAGUGCAGGAAGCACAGCUACUCUGCUAUCCAGACAUGGAAUGCAGAGAUCCUCGACUAAAUCAGCUGUCGGCAGCGUCUACUCGAUGCAAGAAAGGCUGAAGGACAUGAAGAUUGGCCGCGGUCAAGACUCCUCAACGGUAGACCGCAGCCUCGCCGGAACGUUCACCGACAGUGGCCAGGAUCACCAACCAACGGCAACGGACGCUGCUGCUGCUGCGCGUACGUCGUCAGCGUCGGUAAUGCUGUCGGACCCGCCAUCGUCGCCGCCAGCUCAGUCUGCGGUGGGAACAUCGGCGACAUCAUCGGGGGGAGGUGAGAGCACCACUACUACCGCCGGCUCUGCCGAUCGCUACUCCGUGUUCUCCACGGCAACGCAGGCGACUCUGACCGGUGACGUCAUGGCAAUCACCGCCACCACUGCUCCACAGCAGGUGCCUAGCCACAGGGUGGAACUGCAGGAAAUGGCCAGGUACACGUCCCGCAAGGACACCAUAGCCUGCAUGAUCGCGGUGCCGGCACUGCACGAGGACGAGGAUGACCCACUGCUCACCCAGCGCAGCAGCACAAUGCCCUCGUUCAGCCGCACGGUUCGCAACCGCACACCGACCCGAGUGCGCUCGCCCAUUGCCAAGUCAGGCGCGUCCGCGACAACGACAUCGCACGCCGAGGCCACCGGGCAGGAGCUAGCAGCCAGCACAACGUCGUCGUCACGAGCGUCCGCAUCUCUCCCGGCCGGACUGCCUUGCACGGCGGCUCUGCAAGGCUUCGGCACCGGUGGCCUGGAGUCGUCCACGGACAGCACUGGAAGCAGCAGUCUGGACGUGACUGGCAUAACAACCACUCUUCAGGAUGACAUCGGCGCCAGCACUGCCCAGCGUGGCGGGGGCCCUGCGACGGCGGGCUACGCCAACACUCCUGAGCUACUGCUGCCGGCGGCAAGCCCCGACGAUGAUCGCGAUGGCGGAGCGGAUGAUAUGCAAGGGAACGGUCACCAGUAUAGCACUGAGCAGCAGCAGCAGCCUCGACGGCGGCCCGGCGGACGCAGCAUUGAGAUCUGGUGCGGGCACGAUCACGGCCGCAUCGCUGUCCUCGACGGCCUGACGCUGCGCCAGCGCACCGAGGUCGGCAUCCCGCUGGCCGAGAAGAGGAACAGGGGUCACAUGGCGCACCUGGUCGUCUCCAACCUGUCCUGCAGCACGGUCGCGCGGGUCUCGCGCCUGCAGCACUCGCGUCGCGUCGACGUUAGGUGCUCCUCUUCGGCGGAGAGCUCGCCGGACGUUCAGAAGCGCUUCUCCUGUUCGCUGGGCGACAGUCCGCUGCUGCUGCAGCCACCGUUGUCGGGUGUGUCCCGUCUGAGGGCUUCCUCGGUAGAGAACUCCGAACAACUGCGCAGAGCAGCGACUGUAGCCCGUCGCAGGUGUACGGUCGUUGAUGAUAGUAUGGUGGCCAAGCGUCCCAAGAGCCGCACGCCUGAUUCGGGUGCGCGUGAAUCUUCAACCGGCUCUGAGCAACGAACUCAAGAUGAUGUCACGGCUGCCCGUCCUGAUUCUGCUGCCUCUCAAGCAAGCAGCCAAGAUGAUCGUUGCGAUGGCGAUGUGCCAUCGGCAAGUGGUCGGAACUCUUCCACGAGUUCUGCUACUCACAGUACAGAUGGAGGCGGCGGUGGCGUUGGCGAUGAUGAAACCCACAUACAACUGGUUCAGACAGUUUGGGGAAGUGUCCGCCAUAGUCCUGUUGUGUUUUGCUGGGAUGUGAGAACAUUGUCGGUGGUGACCAAACUCGACUGCUCGGCUAUUAUGAAGCUGCCACCGCGACAAGCAAACCAAGCCUACGUCUCGUCACUGCUCUGUCACGGGCAAGAGCUGUACAUCGGAACACGUGGUGGCCACAUACUCAUCAUGGAUCUGUCCAAGGAGGUCUCUCAGCCGCCGUUCCACGCCUACUAUCGACACCACCAAGAGCGGGUGAACAUGUUUCUACCCAUUCUGCAGCCAUGCGACGGUGCAGUGAAGAAACAGGCUCUAGGGGCAGCAAGUCGCCAAGCUAGUAGCUCAAGUGCUGCUGCUGCUCCUCCCGCGGAGAGAGCGAAAUCCAGUGAUUCGGCAGCAGCUGUGGACGAAGCAGCACCCGCUCAACGGCAGAAGUUGGUGGCCAGUUGCGGAGGUGGCUUUCGCGGCUAUGUGGAUGAUGAGUCGUUGCAACACGUGGCUGUGGAUCACGACGGCCAUGUUUUGAUGUGGGAGACCGAAUGGUCGCGCUCUGCUGCGACUGCGGGCGAUACUGUUCCACAGAGAGCCCCGUCGGUCUCGAGUUUAGAGACAGCUUGCUAGCCGAGAUGCAUGGCACGUUGCAUGGAUUGCGCACGCACCUGCGCCAUUCCUGCAUGCCUUGAGCUCAUCAUUGUGAGGUGGUUGAAUGGUCACGCCCUGCAGCGACUGCUAAUAAAGCGUGAUAGUGUUCCACAGAAAGCGCCGUCGGUCCUGAGCUCAGAGACAGCUUGCUAGCAGAUGCAUGGCAUGUUGCAUGGAUUGCGCAUGCACCUGUGCCGUUCCUGUGGGCCUCUCGAGGUGGGUGAUUGGUUGCGAAGCACCAACACUGCUGUUUUCGCCGCUCACGCUUAUGCGCCACGACCAUGUUGGAUGCAGCACAACACAGCUCUGGUAACAGGAGCCUGUGUGAGUACACCACCACUGUACAGGAGCAAGUCAAAGUGAAGCGGCUUGGCGAUGCGUGCUGCUCUCAUACUCGCCCGAAAUUUCGCAACACCAUAAUCAUGCAAGUGUGUGGACAAAAUCUGCUGCAUCAUGAAAACACUGUACAACAUUUACUCUGAAAACACUGCUGCCAUGCAGUGCGACUAGACUUAUAAUUCUCGCUCCAAUGCGCAUGAAACUAACACUUGAGCUCUUUACGUACUGUGGCAUUUCCUGCUCACCUCAUCCAUGCAAAUGGUGGGAGCGCUCUCCCAUACUGCAUGCCAUGCAGACAUAUUUUACUUUGGAGUAGUUGAGAAGGCAACUUUCGGCAACACAUGAUCACAUUCGUGACAUACAUACAUGUACAUUGUAGUUAGCAGCACGCAUGUGCAAAAUCAUACAUUCCAUAUUCUUCACAGCAUAAUUCUUUCUUCAGUUGCUAUCAUAUCCCAUUGGAAAAGCAAGAUACUGGAAAUCACAGGUCGCGUAAUUCACACUGA